AUGGCAACAUCAAAACCAGAAGAUUCAGAAGUUGGUCAAAAAAUUAUGAAAUUACUUCAUCAAAAAAAUAAAAUUCAGCUGCUUCUCGAAGAAAACGAUCUCAUUAAACGAACUUCACAAUGGGAGACAAUUAAUCAUGAUGAAAUUAUGGAUUGCUUGCCGAUUAUGUCAGAAGAAGAUGUAGGAGACUUAACUUUCGGUACUAAGUUUAGUUUUGAAUUUUAUUCACGAAUGUAUCUUUCUGUAGGUGUCUUUCAAUUAAAGCGUGCCCGUUCGUACGCUGAAGAAAAGUGUUCUACUACGGAUCUAACUGGCAUAGUAGACUAUACCGUACAACGAUGUAAAAGUAUUUCAAACUUAAUACGUGUUCCAACUCAAUCUGCACACAGUAAUCGAAUAAUUUACCAUCCUACAAUACAAUUUACAAAUGAACAAAUUCUCGGAUGGUGGUGCGAUUGUUUUACUGGUGCUCGAUUUCUAGGCUGCUGCAGUCACAUUUCAUCAGCUAUAUGGUUCCUCGGUUGUGAACGGUGGCAGACGCAAAAGCAUCACAUGCCAUCCGGGAGCUACAUGAACUUGGCAACAGAUGCUAUACAAGUAUCAGAUUGUUAUGACUCUUCUGAUGGUGACGAUGAUGAUAAUUCUCGUUAUUCAUUAUCAUAA
Messenger RNA from Rotaria sordida, 663 nucleotides. NCBI's taxonomy places the organism in Eukaryota, Metazoa, Rotifera, Eurotatoria, Philodinida, Philodinidae. The record is from the annotation of a GenBank genome assembly.